AUGAAGUCCUCGCAGUUCUCGCCCUUGCUGCGGGAUUUGAAGAGUGAGGACGGGCAGAAGCAGCUCCUGGCCCUCACCGAGCUGGCGGAGCAACUGAGCUUCAGUUCCGAGGAGGCCUUGAUCUCCUUUCCGAUGGAGACCUUCAUUCCCCUGCUGAUCAAUCUGCUUGGAAACCCUGGCAAUGGCGAUGAGACAACGGCACAGGUGAUGUUGCUGGCCUGCCGCUGCCUCUUCAACGUGGUCGACAUUCUGCCUCCAACAGCAAGGAUCAUUGUUGGCCAUGGGGGUCUCUCUGUGCUCUGUGCAAAUCUGCUGAAUAUUGAGUACAUAGACGUCGCGGAGCUCACUGUUUCCAUCAUUGAGCUCAUCUCUGAGGAUCAGCCGCUGCAAGUGCUGAAAGCCGGCGGCCUUGAGGCCAUCCUCUCCUUUCUGGACUUCUUCCAGAUCUCCGUGCAGCGGCAGGCGGCGAAUGCUGCUGCUGCAAUGUUGCGUGCUGUGCCACCGCCGGAUGUGUUCAACCAGCAAGUGAAGCCUGCGCUGCCGACUCUCGCACAAUUGCUGCAACAUUCAGAUCCACAGGUUCUUUACUCCAUUUGUGAGGGGUGGCGUCGAGUCAUUGACGGUUGCAUCGCCGCGCACGAGCAACCCAAGCAGCAGGAUGCCUCAUCAGUGUCAGGUGCCAGCGCAUCCCUUGUCUCGCGCUUCGCGGCCCAAGCGCGGCUGCGCUUCGGCUCCGAGGGCACCAAGAGGGCUGCCGAGGAAGAUGAGGAAGACGAGGACGAAGAAGAUGAGGACGACGUCCUGCCUCCCCCGUCGCCUGUUGUGCAACCAAUUUCGACCGAAUCCCUUGCCGCGAGUUUGCAGGAUAUGAUUCCCAGCAGUGUGCUGAGCAACUUGCUGCUUCUGCUGGGGAACGGCAUCUCUUCCACGCCGCAGACAUCUGUAGUCGUGGCUGAGGUGCUCUACAUCCUCUCAGUCCUGACCAAUUAUUCGCACAACUUCACAGAGGAGGUCUUGAAACAGGAUAUCUGUGGCCUGCUGGGAAUGAUGGUGCUAGGCAUGGACUUGGUCGGAACGGGUGUGGGCUCUGCUCAGGGCAGCUCCCUGCUGAUUCGGGUACUGGCGCUGGUGGCCUCAGUCAUGCCAUCCGUCCUUCUGACGGAGUCUGGCUGCGUGUGCGAGGAGCGUCGACUUAUGGUCUUUCGGCAACAUCCCGAAUUUCUGGACGCCUUGAGCAAGACCUUCCUUCCAAUGUUGAUCGACAUCUGCCAGGCUUCCAUGGAUCCGUCUGUGCAGUCGGUGUGCAUCUCCCUGCUUCUCACCUUUUCUCUAGCCAGUCAGGAGAGGCCCGAGCUGCAGAAGAACUUGGAGCCGGUUCAGCUCGCGAGCUUCCUCGCCAGCUUGCUUCUAACGGAACCAUCGACCUCCGUGACGCUCUCUUGCCUGUUGAUCGGCGAGCAGACCCUGCGGCACCACUACGACGUCUACGUGCUGCAUUUCAUUCGGCAGGGUGUUCGUCAGGCAAUCAGCAAUCAGGCAUCUGCCGACUCCGAACAGCCAAGUCAGGAGCCGGCCGAGGCCACAGCUGCAGAGGCUGCGGGCGCGACAUCUGCUGCAGCGCCAUCCGUAGGAAAGUUGCUCCGCAGACUCUGCAAGGAGGUGGCACAGCGCACCCUUCAGAAUCAUUUCGAUUCACGGACUGCCGUUGAGAUGGUGGUUCUAGAUCGACUCAAGGAAGUUGCUGAGCUACUGGAGUCGCAGACCUCUGCAGCGCAGGCUUUGCAGCAGCUGCGCAGUCUGCUCCUGGCCGAAGAGGGCGUGACGGCGUUUGAACUAACGUGCAGUGGUGUCUCAAGUGCAAUGUCCGCCUACCUCUUCCCUGAGUGUGAUGAUGCUGAUGUCUUCAAGGAGCGGCUGAGGCUCUUCCUGGAGCACAUUGUCACGCCACCAGGAGGCGCCUUGCAGAAGUUGGUGAAGCUCUGCCAGAUCCCCAGAAUUCCAGAGGCGUUUCCGUGCUUCAACGAGUGGAGCAGGGCCCGCUGUUUUGAGGGUGCCGCUGCGCUGAAUUGGACAACCAUGCCGCUUAUUGCCCCGAAAGAUGUGAAAAUGUCGGCCAAGAUGGCCCCGGAGCUUGAGCUGUUUGUUGUGUGCGGCUGGGGCAAAUGUCCGAAGCGGUUGGAACGCGCCAUGAAGAGGAAGCCCAACGUAAACUACAAGAACGAGGACGGCUUGACACCUCUCUUCAACGCCACCAUGUGUGGCUCUGCUGACUUUGUCGAGAAGCUGAUCAAGGCCGGCGCGGAGCCCAACGUGGUUGCGACGGAGUACCUGCUGACGCCGCUGGAGUGGGUCACUGCUAAAGUCAACUAUGAUGAAGAGCGGGAUCGGCGGUUGAAUGACUUUGACCAGGUAAACCGACUGGAUGACACCUGCUUGGCCGUUCGACCAGAUAUUGAGCCCUUCCGGAAAGUGAAGCAGGUGUUGGAGAGAAACGGGGGUGUUGAGGCGAAAGCCUUUUCCAACAAUCCGAAGAUCAAACCAGAUGGCUCCAUCGAUGGAGGCAAGCCAUCGGAGCUUAGAUCCUACAAACUGUCGGCAGAUGGUUCCUACACUGCUUCGCAUUACCUCCGCUCGGGCAAGUUCGAUAUGUUGAAGUACGAGGAUGGCCGACUCGUGGAGUGCGAGUACGAUCCGAAGACGGGACACUGGGAAGGCUAUGAGGCAGCUGCCGCAGCGACGGCAUGA
This is a messenger RNA of Symbiodinium necroappetens, 2745 nucleotides long. NCBI's taxonomy places the organism in Eukaryota, Dinophyceae, Suessiales, Symbiodiniaceae. The record is from the annotation of a GenBank genome assembly.